Messenger RNA from Anopheles marshallii, 249 nucleotides. RefSeq lists its product as uncharacterized. Bases 1 to 249 code for a protein of 82 amino acids. The record is from RefSeq and is a predicted model, not a curated record. Lineage: Eukaryota; Metazoa; Arthropoda; Insecta; Diptera; Culicidae. The transcript has 3 exons.
AUGAAGCAAGUGUGCAUUCUCCUAGCGGUGCUGCUCUGCACGGCAACCGUCGCGGACGCCAUUGUUUAUGUCUACGCGACGACAUGUGCGAAAUGCAAAAGCGUAGGAGCUCUCUACUGUAACUAUGGGAACAUAGCUCAGAAAGGAAUUUUAUGCGACGGUCAGAGGACCAUUAAUAGCUGUGCGGAUUGUCAACGAAGACUAGGCCGUUGUUUUUUUACCAACUUUAAUCUGCAUUGCACAUUGUGA